Molecule: messenger RNA, 964 nt
Organism: Syngnathus acus (greater pipefish)
Lineage: Eukaryota; Metazoa; Chordata; Actinopteri; Syngnathiformes; Syngnathidae
Product: proteasome subunit alpha type-6
Exons: 7
Coding region: 100-840 (246 amino acids)
Biological process (GO): ubiquitin-dependent protein catabolic process
Cellular component (GO): proteasome core complex; cytosol; proteasome core complex, alpha-subunit complex
Source: RefSeq, a predicted model, not a curated record
CUUUUAGCCUCAGCAGCACAACUUCCGGGUUGAAACGCCGUAUUCGCCGCUUGCAUAUUUUGUUUAGGACGAACACCUCGGCCAAGUUUACCUUGGAAAAUGUCCCGAGGCUCAAGUGCAGGGUUUGAUCGCCACAUUACCAUCUUCUCUCCUGAAGGAAGGCUUUAUCAAGUCGAAUAUGCAUUCAAGGCUAUCAAUCAAGGUGGACUCACGUCUGUCGCCGUCCGUGGGAAGGACUGUGCCGUUGUUGUCACACAGAAAAAAGUACCGGACAAGCUUCUGGAUUCGGCCACAGUGACCCACCUUUUCAGAAUAACAGAUAACAUUGGAUGUGUAAUGUCCGGAAUGACAGCUGACAGCAAGUCCCAAGUCCAGCGCGCCCGCUACGAGGCAGCCAACUGGCAGUACAAGUACGGCUAUGAGAUCCCAGUGGACAUGCUUUGUAAAAGACUUGCAGACAUCUCUCAAGUCUACACGCAGAAUGCUGAGAUGCGACCACUGGGCUGCUGUAUGAUUGUGAUCGGUGUAGACGCGGAAUGCGGUCCCCAGGUCUACAAAUGUGACCCAGCUGGCUACUAUUGUGGCUUCAAAGCCACUGCGGCUGGGGUGAAGCAAACAGAAGCCACCAGCUUCCUGGAGAAGAAGGUGAAAAAGAAAUUGGAUUGGACCUUUGAGCAAACUAUCGAGACGGCUAUUUCCUGUCUGUCGACUGUGCUCUCCAUUGACUUCAAGCCCUCUGAGCUUGAGGUGGGCGUGGUCACAACGCAAGAUCACAAAUUCAGGAUUUUGACAGAGGGCGAAGUGGAUGUUCACCUGAUGGCCCUGGCCGAGCGAGACUGAGCGAGAAAACAAAUUGACCCCUGUUUGAAUUUAAUUUGAGCAUGAUGCAGUUCUUACAUAAAGACUGGCGUUCUAUUGGUUUGCUGUACAUUUCCCCCCUUCUGAUACAUUCAACAAUAAAAAA